CUGUCAAAUUGCGCAGAGUAUAUGUCGACUAGCGGCAAGUAUAGGAUUGCAGAAAGUUUAAGCAAGAAGGCAGUGAAAACAAGGACUAAAAUGCUAGGAGAGGAACAUUCCGAUACGCUGACGAGUAUGGCUAAUCUGGCAUGGACAUAUUGGCACCAGGGGCGAUAUAAGGAGGCAGAAGAGCUCUUAAUAGGAGUAAUAAGGAUGAGGAAGAGAAUGCUGGGAGAAGAGCAUCCCGAUACGCUGACGAGCAUAGCCAACCUGGCAUCUGUAUACUGGCAUCAGGGGCGGUGGAAGGAGGCAGAAGAGCUAUUAAUAGGAGUAGUGGCAUCGAGGAAGAGGAUAUUAGGAGAGGAGCAUCCUGAUACACUCAUAACUAUAGCUAAUCUGGUAUCGAUAUAUAGUAACCAGGGGCGAUAUAAGGAGGCAGAAGAGCUCUUAAUGAGAGUAGUGGCGAUAAGCAAGAGGGCGCUAGGAGAAGAGCAUCCCGAUACGCUGACGACUAUGGCCAAGCUAGCAUUACUAUGCAGCAACCAGGGGCGAUGGAAGGAGGCAGAAGAACUCUUAGUGGGAGUAGUGAAGACAAGCAAGAGGGCGCUAGGAGAAGAGCAUCCUAAUACGCUGAUGACUAUGGCCAAUCUGGCAUGGACAUACCAAAACCAGGGGCGAUGGAAAGAGGCACAAGACCUGGAGGUAGGAGUACUAGAAAAGAGAAAGAGGACGCUAGGAGAGGAGCAUCCUCAUACGCUGUCGAGUAUGUCCAAUUUGGCAUUGAUAUACUGGCGCCAGGGGCUAUGGAAGGAGGCAGAAGAGCUGGAGGUAGGAGUACUAGAGACAAGAAAAAGGACACUAGGAGAGGCGCAUCCCGAUACGCUGACAACUAUAGCUAAUCUAGCAUUAACACACCAAAACCAGGGGCGAUGGAAGGAGGCAGAAGAGCUCUUAAUAGGAGUAAUAAGGAUGAGGAAGGGGACGCUAGGAGAAGAGCAUCCCGAUACACUGUCGAGCAUGGCUAGCCUAGCAUCAAUAUACUGGCGCCAGGGGCGACGGAAGGAGGCAGAAGAGCUAGAGGUAGAAGUACUAGAGACGAGAAAGAGGACGCUGGGAGAGGAGCAUCCCGAUACACUAACGAGUAUGCAUAAUCUAGCCAUUACCUGGAAAGUCAGUGGCCGGACUGGAGACGCUCUAGCCCUCAUGCGGAACUGUGUAGGUAUAAGACAACGAGUACUUGGUACGGACUAUCCACAGACGAUGCUAUCAGUGGCAUGUCUUGCUGAGUGGGAGAAUAGGGGC
This is a messenger RNA of Fusarium oxysporum Fo47, 1293 nucleotides long. RefSeq lists its product as uncharacterized. The record is from RefSeq and is a predicted model, not a curated record. The annotation marks the transcript as partial. Gene Ontology annotation, molecular function: protein binding. The transcript has a single exon. NCBI's taxonomy places the organism in Eukaryota, Fungi, Ascomycota, Sordariomycetes, Hypocreales, Nectriaceae. Gene Ontology annotation, cellular component: kinesin complex.